Diachasmimorpha longicaudata is the source of this 2376-nucleotide messenger RNA. Its product is annotated as tetratricopeptide repeat protein 39B-like. NCBI's taxonomy places the organism in Eukaryota, Metazoa, Arthropoda, Insecta, Hymenoptera, Braconidae. Gene Ontology annotation, molecular function: protein binding. The transcript has 10 exons. Bases 411 to 2159 code for a protein of 582 amino acids. The record is from RefSeq and is a predicted model, not a curated record.
CUCAGGUCUCGUACAUGUGGGUCAAUAGUAAUAGAGCCAUCAUUUCCUAUCAGCGAUUCUAGACUAUCAUUAAAUAAUUGUACUUGUCUGUCAGUUCGAGUCGCCGGAUGCAACUGGAUGUAUCUCGAGGAAUGUGAAUUAGACAUAAAACAAAUCAAGAAAGUCGAACUUUGAAGAGAAGAUUUUAAAAUGAAAGGAUCAAAUGUGAGUCAGUGAUUGUUUUUAUGUACUUGACAGGCGUUAUUUGUUUGAAGCGAGAGCACAUUAAGAAUUGGGAAUCGGCGGAGAGAAAGACCGAAGAAGUGGUGGUAAUCGGGCUUUUGUAGUCCAAGUACUGGACACGAUUUGGCUAGCGGCGAUCAGUACGACCAGUACUGUCGACUGUCAAACAGUUCACUUAACCAGCAACAAUGUCCGACGUCGAAGGAGAGGAUGAGUUUCAAGAUGCACAGGAAACUAUCACGAGACCGACUACUAUGGACUUGGAUAGAGCGAUAGAUGAAGCAGAGAAAUCGAUAAAUUUGUUUUUUAAUAAUGAUUUUGAGAGUGCUAAAAAAAUUCUUGAGCCUUGGGCGGACACGAGUAUGUAUCACUCCCUGGGAACAGCUAUUUUUGCUUGUAUUGAGGCGUUCUUGACAGUCGAGCAGCAAAGUAUAGCCAAACUCUCAGAGGCUUUAAAGCUAUGCAUGAAUGUAUGCUCCAAGCAACGUCGUCACGUUACUCUCCCACAAUAUAUUGGAAAAAUGGUCACGAAAACUAAUUAUGACAACUAUACAGAUGAGGAGGUGCAUGCGGAACUAUGCUAUGCUGAGUCCCUGCUAUUGAAGGCGAUGCUUACGUUUAUCGAAGACGAAACGCUGGUCAGCUUCGUCAAAGCCGGAUUGAAAAUUCGCACUUGCUUUUUCAUAUAUAAAGAGUGCCUCAUAAUUUUGAAAUCACGCAACUGGACGAAUGAAGCACACAGAUUGCACUUUGAGAGUGGUGUCCGAAUGGGUAUCGGAACAUUCAAUCUUAUGAUAUCUUUGCUACCAGGGAGAGUUAUCAAAUUACUCCAGUUUAUUGGAUUCUCCGCUGAUAAGGAAUAUGGACUGAGGGAGCUACAAUUGGGGUAUAACGAGAAACGAGGAAUGCGCCAAGUCUUAUGCGUAAUAACACUAUUGUCCUACCAUCUGAUAGUGACAUUUAUUUUAAGCCACACAGAUGGUGAUCUUGACUUUUGCAAAGAAGCACUUGAUGAGCAACUGGAUCUCUACCCAAAUAGCGUAUGGUUUUUAUUCUUCAAGGGCCGCCUUGAGUUUACACAGGGAAAUAUGGAUGAAUCCAUAGAGUGGUACAAAAAAUCGUGGAAAAGCCAGGAAAUGUGGCCCCAGUUUCACCAUUUAUGCUUCUGGGAGCUCAUGUGGGUGCACUGCAUCAAACAAGAGUGGGAUGAGGCUCUUUUCUAUGCAAUAUCACUGGCUGAAAAAUCUAAUUGGUCUCGAACAAUAUAUCUGUAUCAGCAGGCUGCAAUUAUGAUUAUGAGAAAACCAGAUGCCAAAAGCUCUGAUCGUGAUUGCAUUAGUAAUCUCAUGAUGCAAGUACCAACGUACAAACAGAGGAUAGCUGGCAAAUCUCUGCCAAUGGAGAAAUUUAUAUGCAAAAAAUCGGAGAGAUAUUUCUCACAGAGUAAAACUCUAGUCGUGCCUAUUUUCGAAUUAAUGUUCCUAUGGAAUAUUUUCCGUAUUGCCGGUAAACGUAAGGAGCUCAUUAUGAGUCUGUACAAGGCUAUUGAGAAUGAGGAGAAGUCUCUGAAAUCCAGUUCAAAGACCGACUAUGAUGCAGAUAAUACCGCACUUCUGUUGCUGCUCAAGGGUGCAUGCCUGCGGCUAAUGGAUCACCCUUUGCUGGCAGAGGAUUGCCUCAGGCAAAUUAUCAAGAUGGAGAAGCAAAUAAAGGAGGAUACGUACUUGGUACCCUAUGCUGUUGUCGAGCUGGCGGUUCUGGCGCGGGACAACGGCGAUAUUGCCACCGCUAUUGCCCUCCUCGAGGAUGCCAAGCGUAAUUACACUGGAUAUUUUCUCGAGUCACGUCUGCAUUUCCGAAUCCACGCAGAUUUGCUAGAAUUGAACAAUAAGAAAGUUGGUAAUGGGACGAUGAUUGAGGUUGCUGAAGAAGCUUAAGAAGCUACAAAAGCUGUACUGUCAGAGCUGAUUUCUAAUAGUACUGUCAAUUAAAAGUACUUUCGUAUUGAAAUGCAAUUAUUCGAUAUUUGGGACCUAUCAUAAUGUUGUUUUCAUAAUUCCAUUAUUGUAAUUUAAAUUUAUAGUAAUGUGUGAUGGGCCGAGAUCUAUUAAAAAACCAAAUAUUAUGUAUUAUAAUAUAGUGUAUAUAUAUGUA